Cokeromyces recurvatus is the source of this 1204-nucleotide messenger RNA. RefSeq lists its product as uncharacterized. NCBI's taxonomy places the organism in Eukaryota, Fungi, Mucoromycota, Mucoromycetes, Mucorales, Mucoraceae. Gene Ontology annotation, cellular component: cytosol. The transcript has 4 exons. Gene Ontology annotation, biological process: cytoplasmic translation. Bases 43 to 1053 code for a protein of 336 amino acids. Gene Ontology annotation, molecular function: metal ion binding; mRNA binding. The record is from RefSeq and is a predicted model, not a curated record.
CAUUUUUGUAAGAAAUUUCGAAAAGUCAUCCAUCAGAAGCAAAUGCCACCAAAAAAGCAACAAACUAAGAACGAUAAAAAGAAAAAGGAGAAGGCCGUUGAAGAUAAGACCUUUGGUAUGAAAAAUAAGAAUAAAUCUGCCAAGGUUCAACGUUACAUUCAGCAAAUCAGUAAUCAGGCCAAAAAUAAUGCUGCUAAAACUAAAACAACUGCUGCCGAAAAGAAAGCACUUGAGCAAAAGAAAAGAGAAGAAUUUGCUGAACUCUUUAAACCUGUCCAAGCACCUCAAAAGGUGCCAUUUGGUGUUGAUCCCAAGACUGUUCUUUGUCAAUACUUCAAGGCUGGACACUGUGAAAGAGGUGCCAAGUGUAAAUUCUCUCACGAUUUGAAUAUAGGUCGUAAAGUGGAGAAGAAAGAUUUGUAUACUGAUGAUAGAGUUAAUGAUACAAUGGAUAAAUGGGAUCAACAAAAACUUGAAGAAGUCGUUAAAAGUAAAUCAGGAAAACAACCACCUACCGAUAUUGUUUGUAAGUACUUCUUGGAAGCUAUUGAAACUAGUAAAUAUGGUUGGUUUUGGGAAUGCCCUAAUGGUGGCUCAAGCUGUAAAUACAGACAUGCUCUUCCUCCUGGUUUUGUUCUUAAAUCCAAGGCCGCAAAGGCUGAAGAAAAGGAAGAAAUUUCACUUGAAGAAUUUUUGGAAAGUGAGCGUCAUAAACUUGGACCAAAUCUUACUCCUGUGACUCUUGAAAGUUUCAAAGAAUGGAAGAAAAAUCGUAUUCAAAAGAAGGAAGCUGAAGAAACUGCUGCCCGUAAAGCUAAGGAAACUAAACUCAAGACAGGCAGAUCCCAGGGCAUGUCUGGCAGAGACUUGUUUGAAUUUAAUCCUGCCCUUGCAGAGGAUAAUGAUGAUGAAGGUGAUGCUAUUGAUUUCUCACAAUAUGACCGUGAAGAAACAGAAAGAGAACGUGAACGUAUGGAAAAUGAAAAUUUUUUGAAUGAAAAGACAGCUGGAUUGUCUCUAGAAGAUAAUGUUAAUACUGUAACUGUCGCCUAAAAGAGUAAAUAUAUGAAAUAUUUACUGAGCAAUUUUGCUCAUCUCUCCCCCUAUAUAUAUAUAUACAUGUACACACAAACACAAAUAUACACACACACACACACACACAAAUACACGAAUAUAAUACAAUAAACACCUCACUUUAAAUGCG